Caenorhabditis remanei is the source of this 4500-nucleotide messenger RNA. RefSeq lists its product as uncharacterized. The transcript has 13 exons. Lineage: Eukaryota; Metazoa; Nematoda; Chromadorea; Rhabditida; Rhabditidae. The coding region runs from base 1 to 4500 and encodes 1499 amino acids. Gene Ontology annotation, biological process: transmembrane transport. Gene Ontology annotation, cellular component: membrane. The record is from RefSeq and is a predicted model, not a curated record. Gene Ontology annotation, molecular function: ATP hydrolysis activity; ATP binding; ABC-type transporter activity.
AUGCUUUCCUCGUUUUGUGGUGAUGACGGUCAUCCGUUCAAAACGGGUCUACCGAACCUAUCAAUAUGUGCUCAGCACACGGUGCUCGUCUGGGUUCCCACCGCCUUCUUCCUCCUCACACUACCAUUUCUCUCGGCUCAAUGUCAUCUGAAUUCGCAACGUUUCGAUCGUCUACCGUUCAGUGCUCACUUCAUUAUUAAGCUCAUUCUCACCGCAUUCCUCGCGGUGAACUCGUUGUUCACAUGGUGCUAUGUGCUAUUCUCCAGCGAGUCUUUCCCGCCCGCCAGUUAUGUGUAUCCUGGAUUAUGGGUCGUUGUUUGGACGGGUACAUUCCUCGUGCAUCUCAUUCGUCUCCGUUGCGGUCUCGUCUCCUCCGGCAUUCAACACGUCACCGCGAUGAUUUUCGCGUUGUGCGGCGCGCCAGAAAUGUAUCAAUGGUGUCGAAUGGAUAACGAGAGCAGUGGGGUGCUCGGGUCGGCUCUAUCGAUUGCCUACUUGAGUUGGUACUCGGCACUUUUGAUCUACACUUUUAUGCUAUGUUUCGCCGAUCCGAGGAGUGGAAUUGUGAAAGGGGCGCACUCCCCAGAACUCCAAUCCUCAUUCCUGAAUCGUCUGACACUCUGGUGGUUCAACAGUGUCCCGUGGACAGGUGCCAAGCGGGAUUUGGAGAUCGAUGACAUCUUCGAGCUCAAUGAGCGUAGUGGCACCCGAUAUCUCAGCGAGUUGUGGGAAUCGUUCUGGGAGCCGAAAAGGCUUAAAUACAUCCAUGAAAACAGCAUUUGGGCUAAAAAAUCGCCGGAAGAACGGACGACGCCAGUGAUUCUUCCCUCUGUGAUCUCAUCACUUUUCAUGAUGUUUCGAUGGGAAUUUUUGUUGGCCUCAACGCUGAAAUUUGUGUCCGACACGAUGCAAUUCGCUAGUCCGUUCUUGUUACACGAACUGCUCAACUUCAUCUCCGCCAAAAACGCCCCAUUCUGGAAGGGAAUGGCUCUCAGUAUCCUGAUGUUCUCCACUUCGGAACUCCGCUCUCUCAUUCUCAACGGAUAUUUCUAUAUCAUGUUUCGAAUGGGCACCAAGAUCCAGACAUCCCUAACCGCCGCCGUAUACAAGAAGACACUUUUGCUCUCGAAUUCUGCCAGAAGGGAUCGAACAGUCGGCGAAAUUGUGAAUCUGAUGGCGAUCGACGUUGAACGAUUCCAGAUGAUCACUCCACAAAUCCAACAAUUCUGGAGUUGUCCCUAUCAGAUCACCUUCGCUUUAGUCUAUCUUUUCAUCACAUUAGGCUACUCGGCGAUACCCGGUGUUGUGAUAAUGGUCAUUUUUGUGCCGAUGAAUAUUAUCUCGUCGAUGGUGGUGAGAAAAUGGCAGAUUGAGCAGAUGAAGUUGAAGGAUGAACGGACGAAGAUGGUGAAUGAGGUGUUGAAUGGGAUUAAAGUGGUUAAACUGUACGCCUGGGAGGUUCCCAUGGAAGAGUAUAUUGAGGAGAUCAGAAGGAAGGAAUUGGCACUGAUUAAGAAGUCUGCAAUGGUACGGAAUAUUCUGGAUUCCUUCAACACGGCUUCCCCAUUCCUCGUGGCACUAUUCUCAUUUGGAACUUUUGUUCUAUCAAACCCCGCCCAUCUACUAACACCCCAGAUCGCAUUUGUCUCAUUGGCCCUAUUCAACCAGUUACGAUCCCCUAUGACUAUGAUAGCUUUGCUUAUCAACCAAGCGGUCCAAGCAGUGGUGUCUAACAAACGACUCAAGGAAUUCCUGGUGGCGGAGGAGCUCGACGAGAAAUCGGUGGAUCGAUCGGAGAAUAUUGAACGGAGUCAUAAUGCUGUGAGAGUGGAGAAUCUGACGGCGACUUGGGAGAAUCCAGAGGAUUCUCGCCAGGCGACACUCCAGGAUCUUGACCUGACGGCUCCGCGGAACUCACUGAUAGCUGUUGUAGGAAAAGUGGGAUCCGGGAAAAGUAGCUUGUUGCAAGCGUUGCUCGGAGAGAUGGGGAAACUCAAAGGAAGAAUCGGAGUGAACGGACGUGUUGCCUAUGUGCCCCAACAGCCGUGGAUCCAGAAUAUGACUCUACGAGAUAAUAUCACUUUUGGUAGACCGUUUGAUCGGAAACGAUACGACCAGGUGCUUUAUGCGUGCGCCUUGAAAGCUGAUAUCAAGAUUUUGCCAGCUGGAGAUCAGACGGAAAUUGGAGAGAAGGGAAUCAACCUGUCUGGAGGUCAAAAAGCGAGAGUGUCGCUUGCCAGGGCGGUAUAUCAGAAUCUUGAUGUCUACCUGCUGGAUGAUCCGCUUUCCGCGGUAGACGCUCAUGUAGGACGACACAUUUUUGAGAAAGUUAUCGGACCAAAUGGAUUGCUUAGAGAAAAGACGCGAAUCCUUGUCACCCAUGGCUUGACAUUCACUAAACUCGCCGAUGAGAUUCUUGUGAUGUUCGACGGCAAAAUCGAGGAAUCUGGAACAUUCGACUCACUUAUGAAGAGACGUGGUGUCUUCUGGGAUUUUAUGGAGGAAUACAAGUCGAGUAGUGAUACGAACAGUGAGGAGGACUUUGACGAGAUUGGCGGCGAGAAGGAGGACUAUGUGAAUCCGGAGGAUGUGGUGUUGACGGUGACGAAUGAUUUGGAUGAGACUGUCCGAACACCCGAACUGACCACUCAAAUCUCGACAAUCUCCUCGCCUGAGAAGCCAUCAAUCGCCACUGGCUCCCCGAAUAAACUCAUCAAAAAAGAAGACGUCGCGCAAGGAAAAGUGGAAGUGGCCACCUACAAACUAUACGUCAAAGCCGCCGGUUACACGCUCUCCAUCGCAUUUAUCGCCUUUUUCAUCGCCUACAUGACGAUGCAAAUCCUCCGAUCAUUCUGGCUAUCCGCCUGGUCCGACGAGUACGAUCCGGAUGCGCCGAGUGCUCAUCCGAUGGCUAAAGGGUGGCGGUUGGGUGUCUAUGGAGCGUUGGGAUUCUCUGAGACGGCGUGUUUCUUUGUUGCUCUAUUGGCAUUGGUGUUUGUAGGUCAGCGCGCUUCGAAGAAUCUUCACGGACCACUCAUCCAUAAUCUUAUGAGGUCGCCCAUGUCGUUUUAUGACACGACGCCGUUGGGACGGAUUCUGAAUCGAUGUGCAAAGGAUAUUGAGACAAUCGAUAUGAUGCUUCCGAUGAAUUUCCGUUAUUUGGUGAUGUGUGUCCUCCAGGUGGCGUUCACCUUGAUAGUCAUUAUCAUCUCCACCCCACUAUUUGCCGUUGUGAUCCUUCCUCUUGCGUUGAUCUACCUAGUAUUCCUCAAGUACUACGUGCCGACAUCUAGACAGUUGAAACGGUUGGAGAGUGUCCACCGGUCACCGAUCUACUCGCAUUUUGGAGAGACCAUUCAGGGUGCCGCGUCGAUUCGAGCGUUCAAUAAGGUUGAUGAGUUUCGCGAGCACUCGGGAAAGAUUUUGGACACGUUUAUCAGAUGUCGAUAUUCUAGUUUGGUAUCGAAUCGAUGGUUGGCUGUGAGACUGGAAUUCGUUGGAAAUUGUAUUAUCUUCUUCGCCGCUCUCUUCGCCGUUCUCUCCAAAGAAUUCGGAUGGAUCACAUCGCCAGGAGUGAUUGGUGUCUCUGUUUCUUAUGCUCUCAAUAUCACAGAAGUGCUUAACUUCGCCGUCCGUCAAGUCUCAGAAAUCGAGGCGAACAUUGUGUCGGUUGAGCGUGUUAACGAGUACACAAACACGCCGAACGAGGCGCCAUGGCGUAUUGAGGGACGGGCUCCGGCUCCCGGAUGGCCUUCCAAAGGAAUCGUCAGAUUCGAUCGAUAUUCGACGAGAUAUCGAGAGGGAUUGGAUUUGGUGUUACAUGAUAUUUCGGCUGAUGUGUCCGCUGGAGAGAAAAUUGGAAUUGUCGGACGGACGGGAGCGGGAAAAUCCUCGUUCGCGUUGGCAUUAUUCCGUAUGAUCGAAGCGGCCGACGGUCGAAUCAUCAUCGACGACGUCGAGGUGUCACAAAUCGGACUGCACGAUCUUCGCAGCAAUAUCACCAUCAUCCCGCAGGACCCUGUUCUGUUCUCGGGAACACUUCGAUUCAAUUUGGAUCCGUUCUCCACGUAUACCGAUGAUCAGAUUUGGAGAGCACUUGAAUUGGCGCAUCUGAAGACGUUCGCCUCGGCUCUGCCCGACGGAUUACUGUACAAAAUCAGUGAAGCGGGCGAGAAUUUGAGUGUCGGACAACGACAACUCGUCGCUUUGUCACGUGCUCUGCUCCGUCACACUCGAGUCCUCGUACUCGACGAGGCGACGGCUGCCGUCGACGUCACGACGGACGCGUUGAUUCAGGAGACGAUUCGGACUGAAUUCAAGGAGUGUACGGUGUUCACCAUUGCUCAUCGAUUGAAUACUAUUAUGGAUUAUGAUAGAAUCAUGGUGCUCGACAAGGGAUCCAUUCUGGAAUUCGACUCCCCGGAUAACCUGAUGGCCGAUAAGAACAGCGCUUUCGCCAAAAUGGUCGCAGAUGCCGAGGAGCAAGAGAAUCAGAAAUAG